AUGGGUGUGAGUAAAUUAGAUGUCUUGUACAGAAAGCUGCUCCUCACUAAACUUUUCAUCAGAGGAUGGGGAAAGCCAGAGGAUCUGAAAAGAAUAUUUGAAUUCAGAAAGAUUAUUGGAAAUCGGGAGAAAUGCCAGACACUGGUUUCGAAAGAUUACCCUGUGUUCAUUGACAAGGUUGAGGAGCAAUCCGACUGUAAAAUCCUUGAGGGGCACUUCAUUUCCCCACUGGCUCAUUAUGUCCCAGGUAUCCUGCCAGUUGAAUCUCUUGUAGCAAGAUUUCAGUUCAUCAUACCCAGAAGAUGGAAUAGCAAGCACAGACCUGUGUGCAUUCAUUUAGCAGGCACUGGAGAUCAUCACUUCUGGAGGAGACGCACAUUAAUGGCACGCCCAAUGAUUAAAGAAGCGUGUAUGGCUUCCCUAUUGCUAGAAAAUCCUUAUUAUGGCUGUAGAAAACCUAAGGAUCAAAUACGGUCAUGUUUAAAAAAUGUGUCGGACCUGUUUGUGAUGGGAGGAGCUCUUGUUCUAGAAUCGGCAGCUCUUUUGCACUGGCUAGAGAGAGAAGGCUAUGGACCGCUAGGGAUGACUGGAAUAUCCAUGGGAGGACAUAUGGCUUCACUGGCAGUGACAAACUGGCCUAAACCAUUGCCUUUGAUUCCGUGCCUUUCCUGGUCAACAGCUUCUGCAGUCUUUACUACGGGUGUGUUGAGCAAGGCAGUGAACUGGAGAGAGCUGGAGAAACAGUAUUUUACGCAAACUGUUUAUGAAGAAGAAAUCAUUCAAAUGCUUGAAUACUGUGGUACGGAUUCUUUCAAGAUGGGACAAGACUUUGUUAAAAAUUUCCCUGAGAGCGUGGACAGUCUGGCGGAUGUGGACAUGACUUCCAGAAUGUUCGGCCUUGAUUCCUCAAGCAAGACUCUAUCUAAAGAAGCUGUUCACAGCUUUACCACAAAUAAAAGUACUCUAAGUGCCUCAUCAGAAAGACUCUUAAUACAAGACGCUCCUAAAAUGCAGUGCAUAAAUCAAACAUUUUCCACCAGCAGCAAUAUAAACUUAACCAGCCCACAAGGACACGGGAUGAAUAAAAGAAGAAAGUGUGAUACUUUACAGAGAGAAUCCUUAAGAUUCAUGAAAGGAGUGAUGGAUGAAUGUACCCAUGUAGCUAACUUCUCAGUUCCGGUUGACCCAAGUUUAAUCAUAGUUGUACAGGCUAAGGAGGAUGCAUAUAUUCCUCGCACUGGGGUGCGCAGUCUUCAAGAAAUCUGGCCCGGAUGUGAAAUUAGGUAUCUGGAUGGAGGUCAUGUCAGUGCCUACCUCUUCAAACAAGGACUCUUUAGACAAGCGAUUUAUGAUGCAUUUGACCGCUUUCUUCAGAAAUACACAGUUUAAAAAUCUACAGAACGUGUUCAAACUGAUGUCAUUUGUACUUCCGCUUACUGGAACUCGUAUUUGGAAAGCAAACCUCUUGCAGUGUUGAGUACAUGGUCACUGACUUUGAGUAUUGUAGGUAACAGUUAUCAAAAAUGGUAA
Molecule: messenger RNA, 1530 nt
Organism: Eurypyga helias (sunbittern)
Lineage: Eukaryota; Metazoa; Chordata; Aves; Eurypygiformes; Eurypygidae
Gene: ABHD18
Product: chromosome unknown open reading frame, human C4orf29
Exons: 12
Coding region: 1-1389 (462 amino acids)
Source: RefSeq, a predicted model, not a curated record